Vicia villosa (hairy vetch) is the source of this 836-nucleotide messenger RNA. RefSeq names its product outer envelope pore protein 16-4, chloroplastic-like. The record is from RefSeq and is a predicted model, not a curated record. NCBI's taxonomy places the organism in Eukaryota, Viridiplantae, Streptophyta, Magnoliopsida, Fabales, Fabaceae. The transcript is spliced from 6 exons. The coding region runs from base 75 to 548 and encodes 157 amino acids.
UCCCAAUAAUAUAUUGGAAAUGCCUCUACGGCUUGUCCUAGCACUUUGAGCUACCGUGCCGGGAGAAGGAGAAUAUGGAAGAAGACCUGGACGACGUCGUUCCAUGUACAUCCCUCGCCGUUGAGUCUAUCCUUCGAGUCGGAACGGCCGGUGCAAUUUGGGGUUUGUGUACUGGUCCCUACGACGCUCGUACACAGGGUCUUAAAGGCAUUGCCCGGGCUUAUUUUGUGGCAAACUCGGUUCGCGUAUUUGGGACUCAAUGUGGACUUGUAGCUGGAGUUUUCAGCAUUACUCACUGUGGCGUUAAGAAAUACAGGAGGCGCAAUGAUUGGGUAGAAUAUAAAUGCUUCCAAUCGUAUUGUUUUGAAAGCACCAUCAGUAUAGUGAUAAUGGGCAAUGGCCACUACUGCUCAAUGAACACUAUGCAGCAUCAUUGUUCUUUCCCCUGGGAAACAAUCAUGGGACUUAGUUGUAUAUUUCUCCGAGGAAAUUUAGAUUCCUGUUUCCUGACUAGAUUCAUUUUGCCGGCAAUGCACUGCAUGUGGUAAGUGGUUUGGGUCAAAUGAUUUGCUUACUGGAAGAUAAUAUUGCACAUUUGUGUGAUUAUGCUGGAACACUAUCAUAGUUUGGGGGACCGAUUUUGGCUCUGAUUCAGAAAGCACAAUUUUUUUUUAAUGGAAUCUAGCAUGUUUAUCGUAGAAAUUGUGCAGGUUAAAUUAAUGUAUUUACAUGGUUUCAAAAGUAGGAUUUUGAGAACCUGGCCAAAAAAUACAACAUGAUCAUGGCUCAUUGAGCUGCUAAAAUUUACUUUUUAUAUUUCCUGUUUUCUUUUUCAC